AUGUCUAAUACAUGUCGUGUGAAUCCACUAGAACAAUUAGGGUCCAAGAGUCGACCCCCAUUUAAUAAUCAAAAUUGUGCAAACAUAUUAAAUCAGUCAACAAAUAAUAAUCCUGUAUUUCAACAUGAAUCUAAAGAAUCAAUUUUUUUCAACCAAGGACAACAGAAAUCAUUUGCUCAACAUGAAUCUUUUCCAAUGCAAAGUCCAAUACUACCAACACUAUCUAGAACACAUACAAUAACUGAUGAAGAUUCUCUUUCAGACGAAUGGUUAACACAGUUUUCUUCAAUGAAAGUUUAUGAUCCUUUAGAAUUUACUAAUGACUACAAAACUUGGUAUGACAAAUAUGUGUCAGGUAAAACAACUUCUGCUGGGACCAGAAUGCAGAAUUCUCAAAUGAAUCGAUUUGCUAACAUUGGAAAUCAAAGACCUUUAUUAACAAGAAACUACCAGUCUGGCUAUAUACCUGUUAAAAGAGCACAAACUGCGAUGUUUCAAAGAACAAUGACAACUCCACUAUCAGCACCAGCAACAGCAGAACAAUCUAUUGAUUCAUACUUUGACUUAGAGUUUACCAAUUUAGAAAAUGAGUUACACAAUCAACAAAUCAAAAACGAUUCUAACACUGAGAUAUCUACAAAUUUUGAACAAAUCGAAUUUCAAAAGGCUGCCACUGAUAUUGUUAAAACAUGUUCUCUUGAAAUUGUAUCUUCACCAAAUGAAACAAGUAGAUCUCAAUUACAAUCUAAGUUCGCCUCAUCCAAAUUUAUUGGGUUAAUGAGAAAAGUUAGUGAUGGUGUUGUGACUCUAAAAGAUACUAAAAAGGAAUUAUACACCCCAAAAACUGGUGAAGUUGUUGGAAAUGAAUAUUUUCCAAUCUUGGAUGAGGGACAGGAAGAAUUGUAA
Molecule: messenger RNA, 906 nt
Organism: Arxiozyma heterogenica
Lineage: Eukaryota; Fungi; Ascomycota; Saccharomycetes; Saccharomycetales; Saccharomycetaceae
Gene: PEX21
Product: Pex21p
Exons: 1
Coding region: 1-906 (301 amino acids)
Source: RefSeq, a predicted model, not a curated record